UUCAUUCAUUUUAUUGGAGGUUGAGAUAAAGCGAAAGCAACUUAGGCAGGAGCCUGGCGAAGACCAGCGAGCAGGCAAGAAUAGGUGAACACGCGCUUUGUAAUUAUUAUCUUUAAUAGCGACAUCACAUCUACGUCACAAACGUAAAUGAUUGACGCGUUGUUGCCUUCAAAGCAAGUUGCCUUUGUGGUGCGGUGAGAGUGACAGGAGAUAUUUAUCGAGAGCAAAACAUUACAAAAGCUACUUCAGCUAAUGCGAGCAUGGGAAAUUUGAAAACUUUCGUCUUGACUUGUCUUGGAAUUGGACUAGCCGCUGGAGCAGGCUUUUAUCUCUACAGGAAAUUUACCAGUGCAAAUGGAGAUGACCAAAACACUGAAAACUCUACUUCACAGAGUGCCACACAGGAAACAUCAGAUGAUGAUUAUCCUACAAAAGAAGACUUGGGUGAUGUUUCUAAAGACGGCACCACCACGGUCUUUUCAAAUGAAACUCAGAUCGAGGUACAACGGAUCAAGAAAGAUACAUCAAGUCUGCAAAAUGGCGUCGAGAAACAACAAGAGGACGCGACACGAAAUCCAACCGAGAGUCAGAAAAUCGCUGACAAGAAACAUCAGACUAAGAAGUCAAAUUUUGGUGGAAUGAAGAAAGGAUUCCUUCUAUAAACUGAAAUAUUUUUCAAAAAACACAAAAAAACAAAACCAAAGAAACCAACAAAAUUGACAAACACUUUACUGUAAUAUGUAACUAGAUAUUUAUUUAGGAUGGACUUUUUCUAGCAAUGACAUAUUUGUUAUAUAUAAAGAAAAUACGCCUUAUAAACUGAAACUUAAUGUUUGUCAAAAAAACAAAAAGAAAACAUUCAAAGAAAGCAAAAAACGAAAAAAAAAUUCUCUGUUAUUUUUAGUUAGACACUGUUUAGGGUAGGUUAUUAUUAGUGAUAUCUUUUUUUAUUAAU
Molecule: messenger RNA, 955 nt
Organism: Orbicella faveolata
Lineage: Eukaryota; Metazoa; Cnidaria; Anthozoa; Scleractinia; Merulinidae
Source: RefSeq, a predicted model, not a curated record